UGGCAUAUCACGCGCCGAGAAUUGACCACUCGGUUUCGACCCUUUCCUCCGCGCCCUUUGAAACUUUUCAACGGAAAGGGCGUGCAUCGAAAGUCCGUGAAAUGAAAUUUGCUGCUGACACGCGAACCUCCUACAUCUACGAAGGAGGCACUUUUGCGGGGGAUGCACGUCUAUGACUUUCGUGCAUACCUAACUAAUCGGUUAAACUUGUUUUUUUUCUUCAACCAACUUGAAGGCUCCUCUCACUCUCUUUCUCACUCUUAAUGCAUCCAAAUUUAGUUGCCAAAUUUGUAGCGUUCAUUCAAAAUAGGCUUGUUUAAUGGAGUUCAGUUAUGCACGUUUUCUCCUCAACGUAUAUUAUCACUUGGGAGUAUUAAAUGCAAGUUGAUACUUAAACGAUUUUUUAUUCAUUUUUCAACUACAAAGAAUUGUUCAACUGUGAAAAAUAAUUAAAAAUCUCCACUAAGAAUUUUCGUAGAGAUUCGCUGCGCACCAUCUGUCAAACAAACGUAGCACAACAUUUAAAUUCAUCAAUGAAUGUAAUUUUUUCAUGACAAUUGGACGAUGUCGAGUUUUUUUUAAAACUUUUUUUACCAAUGAAAAUAUUCAAUUUUAUUCGAUCAGGUGAAAAUUCGUUGAUACAUUCGUGAAUGAUUUUUGUGUGUCCUUGCACUAUACUGAAACCCAGCAAAUUUGGUGAUCCGAAAAGUAAAUUCCACAUGUGAAUAUCUACUGCGCCCUCGCGAGUGCACAUGGGCGUUCUAUUAAUUUUUUAUGUAUCCGAUGAAAUAACGCAACCGGCUAAUAUUGGUGGAGGGUGAGGGGAGGAGUCGUCGAGUGACGACUGACAUGAAACCGAGAGUAAGGGGAUGGAACACCUGUACGUUGUACGCUCGGUGAAACACCCCCAUGCCUGCUCGUGCUGCGAUCCCGAAUGCGACAGUUGCUCGACGCUUCCUGAGUGCGGAGGUUCGGAAUUCCUGUUUUCUUCACCGGGACUCAUAAAUAUUACGACGAAUUCAUUUGUCUUGUUUUCGAAGUUAUAUCGUCCGCCUGUUUUAUUCGUCGUUCAUCCACUCUAUUUCAAAAAUAAUUUUCAAAUGCAGAGUUCUCAACACCGAUACAGUUUUUAAAACAAAAAUAUUUCACAAUUAAAAUUUUGAAAAUUGCUUUGCUAAACUUUCUACUGAUCAAAAUUCAUUUGUACUGCGUGUUCGUCGUGGUCUUUUUUUCACACUCUUACAGUUUAUUUUUAUUUUUAACGAAUUUCAGAAACAUUCAUCUCUAUGAAAAUUUUCUCUUUGGUUUUUUUUUCACAUUAUUUGUCUUUUCAGUUUGACAUGAAAAGCACCAAUUGUCUAUGCUCGAAAUGAGGUGACAGGAGCAUAACAGGUCCAGUAUGAUGCCUCUGUACAAUGGAAAUGAGUACUACAAGAAGAUGCUUGAGUUGCAGGAACGUUUGAGAAAGAGUGAAGAAGAAAGAAUAAGGCUGGAGGAACGAUUCUCACUGCUGGAGCACGAGUCACGAAGCAGACACGAAACAUGCAUCAAUCGCUUGAGAAUGAGAUACAUCGAUUUUUUAGAACAGCAACAAGCACGAGAUGAACGCAAUCAUCAGCUUCUGGGUGCCCUUGAUCGUGUUGACAGCAGCUUGGCUCGAAUGACUGCGAAAACUGACAGAUUGGGAGCACUGAGGAAACAGUACGAGGCUUCUAUACUCGCUCGACACGAGUACAGACGUCCGAAUGGCAGUGUCACCGGGGACAGUGGAGUUGCAAGUCAAAAUGACGAUGGUCAUCGGAGAUCCGUGGAACCGUAUUGUGGUAGUGGGAACGCGGCCUUGGCUCCAGGUCGAAAUAGGCCGAUUGGAAAUAAAGGGAGAUCGAAUCGGACGAGUGGUUCAGCGAGUCAAGUGAGACCAGGUUCUUCUUACGGUAGUAAUUGGACAGGAAUACGUUGUGAAAGUUCUCCAAUGCAUCCGUCGUCGUUCGCGUUUCCACGUUUUUCCCAAGGUGUAAAAAGUCACGCAUUCAAUCGGGACAACGAAUCGUCAGCUGGGUUCAACAGCCUCGAGCCUCCGACGAAAUUCCUCAGCAGCAAAACCUCCUUGGACCCCCCUGACUCCAUAUGUCAAUCCCUUCGUCAUGGAAAUGGCAGUCCUCUGGUGUCGUCGAAUCUGGAAUAUCGAAAAAACAAUUUAUCGCCGUAUCAAGAAAGCGAUUACGCUCCGCAUCGAUCGAGCACGGAGCUCGGUCAGAAUUUGAAAUUUGGACGGUCUGUGGCACGAAAUUUGGCAGCUUCCGGUGCCUAUGACUCGAUCGAGCCGGUUCCGAGGUCCUACAAUUCUGCACCAGCUUACUUCAAGGAUUCUUAUGAGCGAACGUCCGUAACUCGAAAUUCACCAGGAAACAAUUAUGCAAAAAUUCUCCAGGGAAAUUCACCUGAUUCCGAUCGAAUUUCAAACUCAGAAGAUCGCAAGAUCCGAUCAUCCUCACCUCGGUCUCCCAAACUCUGCGAUAUUUUGCGACAGGAACUCGGUGAUGAGGAGGAACAUAUUGGUCACAUAGUGGAGAAUCAGUUGGAACGAUACAUAAGCAAAAUUCGAAGUCUUCAUCGCGUUGCCGAACCUCAGAGCCUCGAGGAAGUCGAUCACGAACAAAAUACCAGCGGUGAUUUGCUCAACGUGAGCUUAUCCGACGAUGGACCUGAUUUACCGGUCGAGGAUAAACCACGGGACAGAUUAUUGCGACAAGAUCUUGGAAACGUCUUGGCCUUGGCAAGCGAUUUGGCUAAUCAGACCGCGACAAAUGCGUUCAACGUUGCCAACAACAUGUAUCAAAAGGUUCCUCCUGGAGAUGACGUCGAGGAAACUGAUGCGAGGGUUGACGUUGUUCCUGAUGACGGGAGGAACGAAAGUGCUGUGCCGAUGGCUGUCCCGGAGGAGGGUCACCGAUUGGCGUCGAUUAAUCGACUACUCGACCAGACAGAAUGUGAGGAGAAAGAAAAUGUUUCACGUUACGAGGAACACGAGUCACUUGCCAAGAACGGAAUAAGCGGGGACGUUACGAAAUCUCAUUCUGAAUUAGCUUCACGGCCGAGCCGAAAUAUCCACGAUAUUGCGAAAUUGAGCCGAAGUAGCGAACAUUCCGAUCAAGGCAAAUGCGCUUCGGAGGGAAUUGGAGCGAAUCCGAUGAACGGGGAUGGAACAAAAUUUUUAAAGAGGCAUAUCAUUUCUCAAGCGCCCGAAGACAAACGUGAUAAAUUUUCGAGACGUUCUUCGGUCCUGCAUUUGCUUCAAGGAUCGCGAUACAAAUUGGCGAGUGGUGAGGAGAGAGAAAAUGAUGAAAAUCUUCAUGACGUUGUUGCCGAUUUGGAACCGUGGAAUCUCAGUGCACUUGAAAGAAGGGUCCAUGAAAUUAUUCUCAACGAUGAGGCACAAGAUGAUUUUGUGGGAAGAGAAACCGCUAGAGACGCGGAUGCCACUUCGAAACAUUUUGAACAUGAGCGAGCAAUGGCAGGAAUCGAGGAAGAGAUCGUCGAGUCUGAGGCUAAUGAGCAGACAAUAAACGAUUCCAUCGAUGAAAAUCCUUAUGAUCCUUCCUGGAAGAAUGUUGAAGACCUUCAGGACGGAGCCAAGGGCCAAGAUGAUUCCAGGCUAGAGAACCAGCAGUCACUUCCAAAUCCCCUCGAUUCCUUGCAAAAUGAGUCUCUGGAAAAAGACACAGUUUCAUAUCAGGAAGAAGCCAUUGAAGACCCGAAUUACGGUUCUGUAAAUGCUGACGCUGAUUCAAAAGUCGAUUAUGAGCAAAAUCAGGCGAAUACCGAUUACAAGAAUCACAUAGGUAGAUCGUACGAUGAAGGUUACCCUGAUAAUUCAAAUGUCGAUUACGCGUACAAUGCCCAAGGAUCAUACCAAAUUCCGGACGAGCAGUAUCCUCAAUACAGUUCGAAUGAUGGCGUCCAAUAUGAAGAAAAUCAGGGGCAACAACAGUACGGAUAUGCCGAAGAACAGUAUGCUCAGGAUCCCGAUCCUCAAAAUUAUGCACAAGACCCCAAUCAACAAACUUCUGUUGAUAAUUCUAACGAGGAGAACUACGUCCAGGAUGCUAAUCAGCAAAAUUAUGUUCAGGAUCCCAACCAACAGGAUUACGCUCAAGAUCUCAGCCAGCAGGAUUACGUUCAAGAUCUAAACCAGCAGGAAUACGUUCAAGAUGCCAAUCAGCCCGAAUGGGUGAGUGAUCCAAAUCAGCAGUACAAUGUGGAUGAUGGUCAACAGUUUGCCCAGGAUCCGGAUAACGUCAAUCAGCAAUAUUCAACGGAGUCUGAACAGCAGAUCCCAGCAGAUUCUAAUAAUCAAUACCUUGCGGCUCAACAAUACUCGGAAAAUCAGGAAUAUGCUGCACAAUCGAACGAAGAAUAUUCAAAACGAGACGUGAACGUUCAGCCGUAUUCGAAUACGGGUGAAUAUGUGCAAAAUGAGGAUGAAGAGUAUCAGGCUAGGACGACUGAUAAUACUUACCCAGUGGUUGAGGACUACCCAAACAACGAAGGUUACUAUCGAGUGCAGGAAGACUCAACAGUUCCCUUUGAGUCUGAGGAAAACUUUCAGCAGUCACCUGAACGAUCAACGAGUUUUGCUAAAUCAAAUAACUUACCUCAGGGCGAGACAGUCACAAAAAAGCCCAAGGAUGUUAUAAAAUCCAUCCUUGAAUCGGACACAGACUCUACGAUUGAGAAAAACGUCUCGAACACAGAAAGUGAUUUCGAUUUUAAUUAGAGCGCCUCGCCUGUUGUAGAUUCUUAGAUUUAGAUGUGCUCAAAGCUUCAAGGUGCAAUUUCAGAGAACGCUCAAUCCCCGUUAUCGUUGACGAUUAACUUGAUAAGUCGAGGUAAUUCAAGCUGAUGAAAAUAUAAACGAGAAUAGAUCAAUUAAUGUAUCCAGCAACGUAUAGUUGUCCCGUGUGUAAUGUAAGUGUAGGUAUAUAAUUAACGUGAUUAUGUAAUAAAUCGGAUUCUAGUCCAAA
Venturia canescens is the source of this 5024-nucleotide messenger RNA. RefSeq lists its product as uncharacterized. The transcript has 4 exons. Bases 1400 to 4777 code for a protein of 1125 amino acids. Lineage: Eukaryota; Metazoa; Arthropoda; Insecta; Hymenoptera; Ichneumonidae. The record is from RefSeq and is a predicted model, not a curated record.